GUUGAUGUUAUGAAUGCUAAGCUAACUGGCUACGCUCAAUGUUUCGUACGAGUCGUUCGUGUGGAUACACGAGAUGAAUUUUAGUUUUUGAGGCAUUGCCAUCAGUUUUUGUACACGGUAGCUUUAGUUUAGGUUUAAAGAGCAGAGGAGAGGGACGCGACGGAAGGGAGCCUAAUGCAGUCUGCUGCGGAGACGGUGGAGAAUGCCUCCAUCCUGUCAGGUGGCUCGGCGCAGGACGGUCAUCGGCUCUGGAUCGGCAACAUUGACCCCAAAAUCACAGAGUACCAUCUAGUGAAGCUCCUGGAGAAAUUCGGCAAAGUGAAGCAGUUCGACUUCCUGUUCCAUAAGUCGGGUCCUUUGGAGGGACAGCCGAGAGGAUACUGCUUCGUCAACUUCCACACCAAAGAGGAGGCUGAACGGGCUAUUCAGUGUCUGAAUGGAAAGUUGGCCCUUUCUAAGAAGCUAGUGGUGCGUUGGGCUCAUGCUCAGGUAAAGAAGUUCGAACCCUUCAAAGGAGACAAAAAUGUGCCGGCCAGUUUAGAGCCUUCGUCCAGUGAAGCCGAGGAGCUGCCAACCACUCUGAGUGUUAACGCAAAGAUCCGUGCCAUCGAAGCCAAGCUGCAGAUGAUGGAAGAAAACCCAGAUGAUUACUCCGGCCCAUCUGCGUACAUCUACAACAAGCCCCCUGAUAAAAGAGACAAGAGGUCCCAGCCCUACUACAAGCCCUUCCGUAAAUUCAGGAGAUGACCUCUCCGGCAGCUGUCCGGCGCUGAAGGGACUGUGUGGAGAUGAGCUCUCGACCAGACGAGGAAGUCCAACACCUUUGCUUUGCUGUUCUGUUUCUCGGCCAGCGGAGGAGUCCUUUUACUGUGAAAGGCAGCUGAUGUGACCAGAAUCUAGCCACAAAACUCUAGUCGAUGCAUUUUUUUCUUUUUCGAACAUCCAUGUCAUUUGGGUUCUCGGGGGGUUUUAAGGGAUAGUUCAGUCGAGAGAAGACCGUGUUUUGACAGACGUCUUCUUCUGGUGAGGUCCAGUGACGCUUGAACUCUUAAGAUAGCUUCUUUCGUGCUGCUGUACAGGUUUGGAGAAACAUUGAGGCGCAUAAAUUGUGACAGAAACUUCACCAUCCUUUUAUGACAUCUCAGUUUACACCCCUCUCUCCACACCCUUCCAGAAUAUCUAGCAUUGUUUUUUUUUUUUUUUGUUUUGUUUUAAAUUGGCUUGUUGUUGUGUGUGUGGUGUCUCACGAUCCCAAAUCCUCAUCCUUCUCAGACUCUACCCUUCUUGGUCGCACUGUUCGAACGUGUAAAGGAAGCACAAUAUUAUGCAUUGUUUAUUUAACGAUGAAUAUCUUGCCUUUUUAAGUCUGAAGUGAAAAGGGCUUUUACCACGUGAUCUGGAGAAGGGCAUCACAACAGUGGAUGUCAUCGGAGGUUUAGAUCAAGUGUAAAUAUCCAGGUUUUUUGAUAGAUUUUGCUCCCGUCGUGUUCAAAAAUAAAUGAAGUCUCCUAGGAGGUGUCCAGACUGGA
Puntigrus tetrazona (Sumatra barb) is the source of this 1529-nucleotide messenger RNA. It is a transcript of the gene rbm18, whose product is annotated as RNA binding motif protein 18. The record is from RefSeq and is a predicted model, not a curated record. The transcript is spliced from 6 exons. Lineage: Eukaryota; Metazoa; Chordata; Actinopteri; Cypriniformes; Cyprinidae. The coding region runs from base 175 to 747 and encodes 190 amino acids. Gene Ontology annotation, molecular function: RNA binding.